ACAAAGUUCAAAUUCAAAAGCAGUCGAGCCCAGCCACACACAAAGCAGUCGAGCCCAGCGCCAUCUUCAAAGUCACAAAUGCCGCCUGUGAAACGUCUCUAUGUGUAUGAUCUUAUGUUUUGAAAUGUAUCUUCACAGCGUGACAAUCUGCAUGUUUUUCACAGAACGUGAUACAUGAACCGAGACAGAAGUUUGUUUGUUUGUGUUCGUGCGUGAAGGUGGGAACGCGGUUACACACCUUUUUCCUCUAGUGCUAAAGAGGUUGAAUGCAUUUGAUAAGCACAAAAAAAAACGAAACUCACAAAAGGAAACUGACCACAAUUGCAACAAAAAUGACCAUAAUUACAACAGCGAGUUAUUGUGAGGAAAAAUCUUCCCUCCCCAUGCUCAAAACGGAAAUUUGUGAUGCUGAUUUGUGACCACAAAUCCGCUUUGUCUUGCAUAUGAAUGAGGCAAAUGGGAGCCGUGUCCCGCGUUCGACAGCAAAUCUGUCAUGCGCCUUCACCUCCUGCAAACCUGUCUGUCAUGCCUAGCUGCUAGCCUUUUGCAUACCCAAAAGGCCUUCGCGCUCAUCUUGCCGCAAUACGAAGCUAAUUUGUGUACAGAAAUCCAGCAACACAAAUUUCCUCUUCUAUAUGGGGUGGGGGCUUUUUUUACAUUAAUACGAGUUCCACGUUCAGACCGAGGGCGUGGAUGUUUCCCGCGCCGACUUUGACAAGCUGGGGGUUGCCCCUUCCCGCAGCUACUUCUAUAAGGCGGUGCUUCUGCCCAAUGUGCCGAACCUCUUUGUGACCGGACUAAUCACGGAGGCGAUGGAUCGGGAGGACCUGUGGGUUCUCAAGUUGACAGUGCACUAUAUUCCGGGCGGAACGGAUGUAGAAUAUCGGGACUAGAUUCGUCGUUGGUACUGACAUGCACUUCAAAAUCCAGCAUUUGCACGAGGAGCGUAAAUUUGUGGAAACAAGAUAAAGAAGUACUGUAUAAUUGUUCUGGGAAGUAGAAGUAGUUCUGAAACAAAGUUUGAAAUUCAAAAGCAGUCGGGCAGAACGUCGCUCAUUUACCUUUUUUUUUGAAAUUACUACGCUGGACUGCCAAGCCACACACAAAUGCAAUGCCGCCUGUGAAACGUCUCUACGUGUAUGAUCUAAUGUUUUAGAAAUUUAUCAUAGCGUGGCGACCUUCAUGUUCAUGUUUUUCACAGAACGUGAUACAUGAACCGAGACAGUAAUAAGGGGAUAAGCACAAAAGAAAAUGAAACUCACGGAAGGAAACUGACCAGUAAUGCUAAAAAGGAAAGAUGUUUAUUCUACAUCGCAAAUUGGAUGCUUGCCAGGCAAUCUACUAAGUUUUUUCGGAUGGUUGCCAGGCAAUCGAGUCGCAUGUCGACGUGCUGGAGCUACGGUUCUGGUUUAUGAUCAAUAGGGAUUGCUAGCGCUCAACACCCGUUGUGAUGAUCAUUCAUUGCGCCGUGCAAUCGAAGAAGGAAAGAAAACAAAGGAAG
Molecule: messenger RNA, 1501 nt
Organism: Amoebophrya sp. A120
Lineage: Eukaryota; Dinophyceae; Syndiniales; Amoebophryaceae
Source: the annotation of a GenBank genome assembly